AUGGUGCGAGCAACAACUAGCGCAGCUCUGCCAGCUGUGGCCCUGCUCGCCUCCUCGCUAGCAUCGCUUAUCCCUGCAGCGAGUGCCGCCACCGUCGAGCACCACUGGAACAUCAACUGGAUUCCCGACGUCAACCCAGACGGUCUCUUGCCCAGGCACGUCAUCGGCGUCAACGGCACAUGGCCACCCCCCAUCAUCAACGUCAACGCCUCCGACACCCUCCGCGUCACGGCCACCAACAACCUCAACACCGGCGUCGGCACCUCCCUUCACUCCCAUGGCAUGUUCUUCAACCGCACAGGCUACUUUGAUGGCGCCGUCGCCAUCACCCAGUGCCCCAUCCCUCCCGGCGAGAGCUUCACCUACGAGACGCUCAACUCGCCUGCCUCCCCCGCCGACCGUCGCAAGCAGAUGGGCACCUUCUGGAUCCACGCCCACAACAACGAUCAGUACACCGACGGUCUGCGCUCGCCCGUCAUCAUCCACCCGGACGACCCGGCGGACAUGCACUUCAGCUACGACGACGACUACACCGUCAUCCUCGGCGACUGGUACCACUCCAACUACACCGACCUCGUCAAGAACGAAUUCAUGAACCGCAAGAACCCGACAGGUGCCGAGCCCGUGCCCAAGUCCGGCCUCAUCUACUUUGCCCACACGCCCAACACCACCACCGCUGCCACCUACCUCCCCGGCUUUAGCGAGAACGCCACCCUCCCCUUCGAGGCCGGCAAGACUUACCGUCUGCGUGUCAUCAACAUGUCCGCACUCGCCGCCUUCUACUUCUACCUCUCCGGUCACGACAUGCAGGUCAUCGAGAUUGAGGGUGUCGACGUCGAGCCCCGCCCCGUCGACUUCCUCUCCCUCGCCGUCGCCCAGCGCUUCAGCGUGCUCGUCAAGGCGCGCAACGACACCUCGCCUCAGAACUGGAAGCUCCAUGCCAACAUGGACGAGGACAUGUUCGACGUCGUCCCUGAAGACCUUCAGCUCAACGUCACCGCCACCAUCUCGUACCCGAACGCUCCCAAGGGCGAGUUUGGCCCCGAGAAGAUCAUCGAGGAGUACACUUACUUUGACGACCUCCAGUUCACACCCGUCAACGCCGAGCCCAUGGUCCAGCCCGACGCUACUCACCGCCUCGACGUCUCGUUCGACACCAUGUCCGACGGUGAAAACUACGCCGCCUUCAACAACAUCUCGUACGUGGCGCCCAAGGUGCCUGCGCUGUUCACGUCCGAGUCAAUGGGUGCUCUGGCCUCCAAUCCCGCCAUCUACGGCCCCAACGCCAACGCCUUUGUCUUCCAGCACAAUGACAUGAUCGAGGUGCAGCUCUUCAACUGGGACGCAGGCAAGCAUCCCUUCCACCUGCACGGCCACCAUUUCCAGGUGGUUCACAAGUCGCAGGACGUUACGUCGGACGACCCGACCAUCAACCCACCCUUCAACGCCUCGCAGGUCAACCCCAUGCGUCGCGACACGGUCGUAGUGCCUCCUGGUGGCUCGGCGUACCUCCGAUUCCGCGCUGACAACCCGGGUGCCUGGUUCUUCCACUGCCACAUCGACCCUCAUCUCGUGUCGGGCCUCGCCUCCAUCUUUAUCGAGGCGCCCGACGUGCUCUCCAACGACUACCUCAAUGUGCCCAGCUACAUCAAAAACCAGUGCCAGGCCCAGGGCAUCGCCACCACCGGCAACGCCGUCGGCCUCAACUCCACCACCGACUUCCAGGGUCUCAAGAAGGGCCCUACCUAUCUCGAGUCGGGCUGGACAGGGCGCGCGAUCGCUGCCUUUACCGGCUGCAUCGUCACUGGCCUGCUCGGUCUCGCCACCGUCGUCGUGUAUGGCUGGCACUCGGGCGAGGACGAGGACGUCGACGACGAUGAGGACGACAAGUGA
This is a messenger RNA of Moesziomyces antarcticus, 1893 nucleotides long. RefSeq names its product Fet3 ferroxidase protein. NCBI's taxonomy places the organism in Eukaryota, Fungi, Basidiomycota, Ustilaginomycetes, Ustilaginales, Ustilaginaceae. Bases 1 to 1893 code for a protein of 630 amino acids. Gene Ontology annotation, cellular component: high-affinity iron permease complex. Gene Ontology annotation, molecular function: copper ion binding; ferroxidase activity. Gene Ontology annotation, biological process: reductive iron assimilation; cellular response to iron ion starvation. The transcript has a single exon. The record is from RefSeq and is a predicted model, not a curated record.